Molecule: messenger RNA, 500 nt
Organism: Linum trigynum
Lineage: Eukaryota; Viridiplantae; Streptophyta; Magnoliopsida; Malpighiales; Linaceae
Source: the annotation of a GenBank genome assembly
CAUCACAAGCAAGCAUGGAUUGGUCGCUGGCAAGGAGAGUAAGUACCUGGAAUCGGCGACUGGAGCUCUCUGUUGGAGGAAGUCGGGGCGCCGGCUGCUGCUUCUACUUCUUACGGGUCGCUAGCAGGAGAGGCUGGAGGGAGUGGGAGGAGAGGCUGGAGGGGGGCGAGCGAGAUGUUGAUGGCGGCGAGGUGUGGCGGAUGGAGGGCGAGCGAGAUGUUGAUGGCGGCGAAGUGUGGCGGAUGGAGGGCGAUGGUGGGAGGAGAGGAAGACGAUGGCGGCGAGGUGGGAGGCGAGCGAGAUGUUGAUGGCGGCGAGGUGGGGCGAAUGAAGCGGAAGGAGAGGCUGGAGGGAGGAGAGGAAGACGAUGGCGGCGAGUCGAACGUGGAGGGAGGAGAGGAAGACGACAGUUCUCUUCUAGGGUUGCUGGAGAGAAACGACAUCGCUUAGGAGGGCAAAAACGGCAGCGCUUAGGAGGGCAAAAAAGGGUAAAAAAAUGC